This is a messenger RNA of Haliaeetus leucocephalus (bald eagle), 9350 nucleotides long. RefSeq names its product ubiquitin specific peptidase 19 (gene USP19). The transcript has 26 exons. Bases 3411 to 7658 code for a protein of 1415 amino acids. Lineage: Eukaryota; Metazoa; Chordata; Aves; Accipitriformes; Accipitridae. Gene Ontology annotation, biological process: protein deubiquitination. The record is from RefSeq and is a predicted model, not a curated record. Gene Ontology annotation, molecular function: cysteine-type deubiquitinase activity.
GGCCUGCCGCUGGCUGCUGUCUGGUCAGGCUCAUCUUCUCUGGAGACUUGUCAGGGCCUGGGAGGAGCUGGGCCUGCCGGGCUCCCUACGCAGCACAGCUGUAAGGGCUCGCUGCUGCUGUCACGGUGCUUUGGGGCCACGGUGAUUUCCACACGGGUCAGAAAUGUUACGUGUGGCAGUGCUGGGCUGGGCGCCUGCCCUGAGUGGCUCUCUGCUUGUUCUGGCUUAGCCUACGUGUCAGGCACGCUGAGAAACUGAAGUAAGAGACGAGCUUGAGUCUUGACACUUCUGAUCCCCCGGGGUGACAAGGAGCAGAAGGUGACAAAAGUACUUGUGGGUGCGAGGGAAGUGUUUCUGUCAGCUGUAUUCAGGACAUGGAGGAGCCAAAAGUCCAUGGAAGGAUGAGCCUGGGAGAUAGCCAACCUUCACAGCCACCCUAGUGAAGGCCUUUGGGGGGUGGGGGGGGGGGGUAUGCUGCAGGCAAGAACCAGGGACCUCUUCCUGCCAAGUGCUAAAUGUGCCCCAAACACGGGUGGGGGUGCAAAUUGUGUCUUGUGCACCUUCUGCUGUCAUUCCCUAAGCAUUUACACUAGCCUAGUCUGGUGCUGCUGCGGGAAGGGGCAGCUCUUCUCCCUGGCCCUUUGCUCCUAUUCCUGAGUUCUCCCUUUCCUCUGGCCAGUGAAAGUGUUUGUGCAGACCAUGCAUGAACUGGGUUGGGGAACUGCUCUAGGGUAAGACAAACCUGGCAGAAAGCAGUUUUGCUCUGGCUGGCGUCUUGAUCCAGUACAUGCUGCAGCCAUGUGGGUCCUCGCACCGGCACAAUGGCUGGGAGAACAGAGGGGAAGGAUGCACCUCCUCUCUCAGCAGCAUGGCCAGGCUUUCCCAGCUUGGAGAAUGACUGAGUAAGGUUUUGUAUGAGCACCUAGACCAUCAGGUGCUUCUCGGAGGUACACCUGGCAUCUAUCCAGGGCAGCCUUUCACCAUCUCUCCCCUGCAGCUGCUCCUACAGUGCCGACAUUAGUGGUGCCAAAAACUCCAUGCCCCUGCACACCCAGGGGCUGAGCAUCCUGCCUGGCUGCACGUUUCCUGAUGGCAGAGAGGCAGAAAGUCUCAGGGGUUAGAAUAGGUGAAUGGGAAUAAUCUGUGCUUUGCCUGCACGCCUCCAGAAUCCUGCGGUGCCCACAGCGGCCUUGGGCUGCCAUCAGUCUGGCAGCUAGAAUCGGGCAGAGCUCCAGCCCUGCUUGGUUCCUGCCUGCCAUUAGGAAUAACUGUCGGCAAAGCACCCGAGGGAGCCGUGCCCUCAGUGAGGCGUGAGAGCAGCAGGCUUCUCCCGGAGGAGUGACAGCAGACACACGACCCCUUCUCGGGCAGAGGGUCAUCCUUUCUCAGCCCUCCAGGACCCUCCUUGGAGCUUGCUGUUGCCUUGCCCAGCAGUUACCCUAUGCCACCCCUUCAGCAAAAAAUGCUUUCCCGUGUUUGCCAAGCCCAGGUUAGCUUUCUCAGUGCUGGGAAGCAUUUGUAGCUGACCUGUUUUGGUGUCAGUGGGGGCUGGAGCUGAGCAACAGCAUGCUAUUGGCGUCAGAGGGCCAGCCUUGCGAAGCACAGCCACAUUCGCCGCUGCAAGGGCCCCUUCCCAUUCCCUCUGCAGCCAGAGGCACUUCUGCAUCCCAGGGAGACCCAGUGUGUAGCAGCUUGGGGCUGGCAUUGCUGUCCUCCCACACUUUCAAGCUCUCUGAGGCUGAUGCUGGGCCCUGCUCAGCAUCCCCAUCUCCAGGUUGUUUCGGGUCCCUCCACCGCAGGUGGCAGGAGCUGUCUGUGCCAGGCAGCGAGGCUGGACUUGGCACUUGAGCUUUUCUCUUGGCUUUGGUGGCUCUUGGUUACACGGCCAAGCUGGCCUGAAGAGAAACGGUUUGGGCGCAAUGCCUGUUGUGGGGCUGGCUUUGCCAAACCUAAGAGCAGGGCAGGACUGCUUUGCUCUCUGGGGUCCCUGCAGUUUGUGGCUACAUCUCCAAGUUUGUGGCUACUUGUUGCCCCGAGCAUUUCUAGAAUACAAACGCCUCAGUGAUGUGGGGUAGGUAACACAGAGGCACCAGUGUGCUCCCUCUGACUGAGCAUUUCCCUUGGAGGUGCUUCCUGUCCCUGGCCGUGCCCAAGCGGAGCUAUGGGGUCUGUGCUUGGUACGCAGGUGAGGGCAGGACAAGGUGUUCCCGAGGGCAUGGCUUGCCUCCUGCUGAGGGAGAGGCAGGCUCAGUUUAGCUGGGCUAGACCAGGGUGCUGUCAGGCUCAGCUCUGUGUCCUCACAUGGGAGCAGGGCCAUGGGAUGUGGUGUGAAUCAGUGCACCGGCAGCUGCUGCAGGCUGCUGGCAACUGGGGGUGGGCCGGAUCUGUGCGGCAGGGCCUGCUCCACCGCAGCAAACCCCUGCAGACUGGUGAGCGCUACCAGGGUCAGGGUGUGCAACCGGGGCAGUGAGGGAGGAAGCCUUCCAGCUCUCUGCUUUCACCACCUCCACAGAGGCACCUCAAGUGGGACUGUUUUCAGUGCGUUGUUCCAGCUCUCCUCUAUUGAAGCCAUGAACACCCGAGGGCGAAACCAGAGAGCAAAACCGAGACCAACCCUUGGGCCAGCAGCUCCCAAACCCAUAGGGGAGUUGGCUCUGCCUGGGAAGGCAUGUCUAAGGGGGCAGGGGCAAGCACCCUGCCUGCCCUGCCCUCUCCCUGGGGCAUGCGGAGCAGAGGUGUCCUGUUUCCAGGCCAGGCUCCGCUGACGCUGUCUGUAAACCGGCAGGGAGAUGAAUACGCAAGGUGCAGUCAUGCUGGUUAAGCUCCCAGCUGGUGGGCGGAGGGAGAGGAACUCUCCUUUUGCCAGGGAGUGCCACUCUCAUCUGUCACGGGAGACUAUCCCGGGCCUGUUCCCGCUUCUCCCCUUUCUUCCUUCUUAGGGCGUUACUCACUCCUGUUCCCACCCUCUUACAUGGGGCACUGUUUGACUGAAAUAGCUGCUGCCCCGAGCUGUGGGGUGGGCUGCCCCACUUGACCCUGGAGGCUCGAUGUUGCAGAUCAGGGCCUCCCCAUGUCCUCACCCUCAGCUCUGCCUCUGGGUGUUGUUAGCGCCGGCGGCUUCUCUGGGCCAGUAUUGCUGUAGUGGGAACCAUGAGCAUGACAAUUGCUUUCCAGGUUUGUAAUGUGUGCCACAUACGGAAGACCCCUGGUUGUAUCUUGGGAGCUCUGACAAGCCCAUGCUUUUGGCAGUAAGCGUUGUAACAGCUGUGAUGAGGCCACUAGUUCCUUGCCAGAGAGUUUGACCACAGAGAGUCGCCAAGAUAGCUGGGCCAGGAAGAAAACGUCGCACCCCUGACCCAGACUCCAUUACCGACCCCGGUGGGCCGUUUGUGUCCUCCAAACGGCUGAAAAUGUCCAGCAGCACCAAUGCCCCUGGUCAGAGGAGAGUGUCUCGGGGCUUGGAUGAUGCCACCAACAAGAAGAAGCAGAAGGAUCGAGCCAACCAGGAGAGCAAGGAAGAGCUGCUGCUGGACUGGAAGCAGAACGCUGACGAGAUCAUCGUCAAACUGAACUUGGGCAGUGGAGCUCUGAAGGUGGAGGAUGUAGAUGCUGCUUUCACCGACACGGACUGUGUGGUCAAACUACCAGACGGGCGCCAGUGGAGCUGUCAGUUCUAUGAGGAAAUUGAGAGCUCCUGCAGCAAGGUCCAGUGCAAGAAGGGCAACUUUCUACAGCUUGUGCUUCAGAAGAAGAUCCCACUCCAUACCUGGUCUUCGCUUCUGAAGAGAAGGAAAGACGGAUCCAAAGAGCUGGCCAAAGGGACCACAUGCUGGGAGAAUGGGAAGGAGAAGGCUGCUUCUGCAGAGCUGGCCCCUGAAGAGCCAAGGGCUGAAGGUGCAGAACCGCCAAGGUCCCGCCGGGAGCCCUCCAACCCCAAGCGCGCUCCAGGAAGAAGUGAGGCUCUGGGAGGGAAAAGCCCAGCCAGCCCAGGGACACAGAGCGGCCCCAGCGCCAAGCGGGCAGUAUACCUCAAAGUGGCUCCCACUGAAGAGGAGCCAAAUGCCAGAGUCACUGGGAGCGUGGAGCCCAGCAAAGGGCACAGCGGGAGGGCAGGCAGCCGCCGCAAUGGCAGAGCCAGCCAGGUUGAUGCGCCCACAGCCCUCGCAGACCUCGCACCGCCACUGGAGAAGGCUGUGGUUUUGGCCAAGGAAAGUGUUCCUGUGGAGAUGCCACCUCUCGCAGCUACCACAGAGGUGUUCCCCCACCGUGUUGCCACCUGUGUGGAGAAGAGGGUCCUGCAGCCAGGCAGCCCUGCUGAGGCCUUGCGGGGCCGGGACUGCACACCUGUCCUGGGAGAGAGCUCUAAGACUGUCCCAGCAGCCACCCCUCCCCCAAGCAGAGACGGUGAGAAGAGGGACUGGUCCAAGGAUGAUGUGGCUCUGGAAGCAGCGGCUGAUGAGCCAGAGCCUUUUGUGAGCCUGACCUUUGUCAAGAAUGACUCAUACGAGAAGGGCAAUGACCUGGUGGUAGUGCACGUCUACGUGAAGGAGAUCCACAAGGAGACGUCCAAGGUGUUAUUCCGGGAGCAAGACUUCACCCUGGUGUUCCAGACAAGUGACACAAACUUCCUUCGCCUCCAUCCUGGCUGUGGGCCCCACACAGUGUUCCGGUGGCAGGUGAAGCUCAGGAACCUUAUUGAGCCAGACCAGUGCACGUACAACUUCACGAUGUCUCGCAUUGACGUCUGCCUGAAGAAACGCCAGAGCCAGCGCUGGGGGGGGCUGGAAGCUCCAGCCACACGAGGUGCAGUGGGUGGUGCAAAGGUUGCCAUGCCUACAGGCCCUACCCCUCUGGACAAGAACCCCCCGGGCAGUAACCAGCACCCCCUGUCCAGCAAGGAGGAGGCCCGAGCCAGUGACAAAGAGAAGCCGCGUGUGGAAGAUGGCGGACUGGAUGGCGUGGCAGCCCGUACAGCCCCAGAGCAUGUGGCAGUGAAGCAAGAGCCGCACAUCCCCUCGCCCAAACCAACGUGCAUGGUGCCACCAAUGACACACAGCCCUGUGAGCACCGAGAGCGUGGAGGAUGAUGAGGAUGAGGACGAGAAGAAGAAGGUCUGCCUGCCUGGCUUCACGGGGCUGGUGAACCUGGGCAACACCUGCUUCAUGAACAGCGUCAUCCAGUCCCUGUCUAACACCCGGGAACUGCGCGACUACUUCCAUGAUCGGUCCUUUGAGUCUGAAAUCAACUACAACAACCCGCUGGGGACGGGGGGACGCCUGGCCAUUGGCUUUGCCAUGCUGCUGCGAGCGCUGUGGAAGGGCACGCACCAUGCCUUCCAGCCCUCUAAACUGAAGGCAGUCGUGGCCAGCAAGGCCAGCCAGUUCACUGGCUAUGCCCAGCACGAUGCUCAGGAGUUCAUGGCCUUCCUGCUCGAUGGCCUGCACGAAGACCUCAACCGCAUCCAGAACAAGCCCUACACAGAGACUGUUGACUCGGAUGGGAGGCCUGACGAGGUGGUAGCUGAGGAGGCCUGGCAGCGACACAAGAUGAGGAAUGACUCUUUCAUUGUGGACCUCUUCCAGGGCCAGUACAAAUCCAAGCUGGUGUGCCCAGUGUGUUCCAAGGUGUCCAUCACCUUUGACCCCUUCCUGUACCUCCCCGUGCCCCUCCCGCAGAAGCAGAAGGUGCUGACCGUCUACUACUUUGCAAAGGAACCGCACAAGAAACCCAUCAAGUUCCUUGUGAGUAUCAGCAAGGAGAACUCCAGUGCCAUGGAGGUACUUGACUCAGUGGCCCACAGCGUGCGCGUGAAACCAGAGAACCUGCGCCUGGCAGAGGUGAUCAAGAAUCGCUUCCACCGCAUGUUCCUGCCAUCCAACUCGCUGGACACAGUCUCCCCCACAGACCUGCUGCUCUGCUUCGAGGUGCUGUCCCCAGAGCUGGCCAAGGAGCGGGUGGUCGAGCUGCAGGUCCAGCAGCGUCCACAGGUGCCCAGUGGCCCCGUCGCCAAGUGUGCGGCCUGCCAGAAGAAGCAGCUGCCAGAGGAUGAGAAGCUCAGGCGCUGCACGAGGUGCUAUCGAGUCGGUUACUGCAACGUGGCAUGUCAGAAAACACACUGGCCAGACCACAAGGCUUUGUGCCGCCCCGAGAACAUCGGUUUCCCCUUCCUCAUCAGUGUGCCAGAGUCCCGCCUCACCUAUGCCCGCCUGGCCCAACUGCUGGAGGGCUACGCAAGGUACUCAGUCAGCGUGUUCCAGCCUCCAUUCCAGCUGGGCCGGAUGUCACCAGACCAGGGGCUGCAGCCUCUGCUCCCAGACAAGCUGGACCCCCUGGCCAAAAGCAGCUGUGCAGCAGCCACCUCUGCCCCUGAGCUGGGGGACGUGGAUAGGGCUACCAGCCUCCUGCAGGAGCCCCCGCUCUCGCCAGCUGUGCCUGAGCUGCACCUGGAGCUGGGGGACACUGGCACUGUCCGGAGCAAGGUCCUGGCAGCUAGGAGUUCCCUGUUGAGCUUGGAUUCGGGCUUCUCUGAGCACAUGGAGUCGCAGGGCGACAGCUGUUGUGAGAAGGAGCCAUCCUAUGAGAGAGCACUCAAGCCAGAAGCUGCCAUCCCUGGGUACCAGCACACUCCAGACUCACUGAGCGCCCGUGCCACGCAGUUUUACAUCAACAAGAUCGAUGCUGCCAACCGAGAGCACAAGCUGGAAGAUAAAGGUGACACCCCCCUGGAGCUGACAGAUGACUGCUCCCUUGCCCUGGUGUGGAAGAACAAUGAACGCCUCAAGGAAUUUGUGUUGGUGGAGUCCAAGGAGCUGGAGUGCGUGGAGGACCCAGGCUCGGCCAGUGAAGCAGCCCGGGCUGGCCACUUCACCCUGGAGCAGUGCCUCAAUCUCUUCACCAAGCCCGAAGUCCUGGCCCCGGAAGAAGCGUGGUACUGCCCCAAGUGCAAGCAGCACCGUGAGGCCUCCAAGCAGCUGAUGCUGUGGCGGCUACCCAACGUCCUCAUUAUCCAGCUCAAGCGCUUCUCCUUCCGCAGCUUUAUUUGGAGGGACAAGAUCAACGACAUGGUGGACUUCCCUGUCCGGAGCCUGGACCUGAGCAAGUUCUGCAUUGGCCGGAAGGGAGAGCAGCAGCUGCCCAUGUAUGACCUAUAUGCUGUGAUCAACCAUUACGGAGGCAUGAUUGGGGGACACUACACGGCGUAUGCCCGCCUGCCCAACGACAAGAACAGCCAGCGCAGUGACGUGGGCUGGCGGCUCUUUGACGACAGCACAGUCACCACCGUGGAUGAGAGCCAGGUGGUAACCAGAUACGCGUAUGUCCUCUUCUACCGCCGGCGGAACUCUCCUGUGGAGAGACCCCUGCCAGGGCACCCCCCAGACCACCGAACCGAGCGCACCCCCUCUGCGGAAGCUGCUGCCAGCCAGGCUUCUCUGAUCUGGCAGGAACUGGAGGCUGAAGAACAAGAGCUGCAGCUCGAGGCACCCCAAAGGCCUGCAAGAAACUCCUGGAGGCCUCGUGGCCAGAAGCAGAGUCCGGGCACUCCCCAGCACCCAGACGAAGGCUGCGUCAGAUACUUUGUCCUGGCCACCACGGCCGCAAUCGUGGCACUCUUCCUGAAUGUCUUCUACCCGCUCAUUUACCAGACCCGCUGGAGAUAGGCAUGGGCACGUGGCCAGCUGCGGGAGCAGGGCUGCUGGGCACGCACACACUGUCCUAGGAUGCGACGAAGACAUCGGGCGGCAGGACAGAAACCUCCGGGAAGGACUCGCCGAGGGAAGUGUGGGGCUGUCGGCUCCUGCCUGUCUGCUCUGGCAUCUCCCGUGCCAGCUGGCAGGGCUGCGUGGCCAGCCUGCUGCCUUGCCAAGGCGCAGUCCAGAACCAGGAGCCCCUCUGCCCGCCCUCCCUCCCUCUUGCUGUCUACUGGGAGUGGGGCAGACCUUGUGGCUACCUGCUGCUCAGGAAGGGACGUUGCCACUGCAGCGUGGCUGGGGCCUGGGACCCCCCCAGGAACAUUGACCACCUUUGCUUGGCUCCCAAGAAAGAAGCGGAGGCCUGGCAGGAGGCUGCAGCAAGGGCAGGAUGCCCUGACACGGGUCCUUGUCCAGGUGCCUCUCCCAGCUGUGCUGCUGCGGGAGCCUUGUGCUCCCCAGGGCUGGUGUGACCCGUGGCUCCUGGGCCAGCCCGGUCCCUCCUGCCACCCUCCCCCUGAGCCUCCUGGUGCCAGGUGCCCCUGCACUGGGAGUUGUGUGCACCAUGCCCCCAUGCUGGGGCUGAACAGGGUUGUCACCGGAGGCUCACCCCCGCCGCAGCUCCUCUCCCCCGGACAGCUGCUGGGGAGCCUGGCAAUCUGGGCUGGGGUGCCCGUGGUGAGCACCUGCCUCUGUGGGCUGCUGGUUCCCAGCAGCCCCCAGUGCUUUGGGGUAUGUGGGCUGUCCCUGCUUGGCCCCAGCAGGCUGUGUCCGGGGGGGCCGGGUUUCUGCCGGGGGAGUGCGGCGCAAUGCCUCGUUUGUGAGGAGACCGGCUGCCCAUGCUGCGGGAGAGGUGUGGGCUUGGGGAGUGCAGGUAGGACCUCGGUGUGUUAAUAAAGCCAGGUUUUCCAAAGAGAUGCAGCAUCCCUGUCCUGUGUGAUGGGACCCCUGCACAGGGGCAGGGACUCUGUGCUGGACCCAGUGACCUUUCUGUGCCUAAGUCGACUCUCUCUGGCCCAGCCGGCAUGGGGACUGUGCCCUGGACUCCAGCGGGUGCCUGGUCCACCAUGUGCAGCAGUGGCCUCAGGGGAGAGCUCUGCCUGCCAGUGCCUUGGGGCACAGGCUGGGGUCCCGCUCCCCAGCCGUGGGGCGGCAGCCCCAGCAGGGCGCAUGCAGGUUGUAGGGGCCCGUAGGGCCGGUAGCGUGUGGUCCUGUGAGGCUGGAGCACAGGCUGCAGCUCUAGCAGUGUCUGACAUUGAGACGUGUUGCCCUUGGCCGAGUGUGGCUCAGGCUGCUCUGGCGUAUUUGGGUGCGAGUGUUGACUUCAGAGCCCUGUGACUUCCUUUUCCGUCUCCGUCGCUGUCCCGCUAGCAGUGCCCUUGGCUGGCUCGGGAAGGAUGCUUGGCAGGGAGGGGGCUCGCCUGUGUUUCCGGCUGGGGCUUGAGCAGGACAGCGGGGAGCCCAGAGCUCCCCCCCAUUUCGGUUCCGCACCCCUCUUGCACGUGCGCUGUCGUGUUCUCCCUGCCAAGCGGGUCCCAGCCGGGGAGCCCGGCAGGGCCGUGCCGCGGUCAUGAGGUGCCCAUCCUGGAACAGUCGCCUCAUUGUCUGCAGCCCUGGACCUCCGUGGCUUCCCCCGCUCGCCCACGGCGCUGGCCUCGUGGG